GGAAGGGCAGAGGGAAAGUGACAUAUGUUUUUUGGCUGAGAUAGUUGUUAAUUUAUAAACCAGUUGUUAAGUUUACAUACUUUAUUUUCUAGUCAUAUAUUUACUUUCAGUUAUAGCGAUAAUGGAAAUAGCAAGGUCAGUGUUAGGUAUCACUCCAGAAGGUUAUACUAGUAAAAACGUUGCAGUGGAGACUUUGUCUGAAGAUGAAGAUGAUGUAGGAGAAUCAGAUGUAGGAGAUUCUUUAAGAAUUAGAGAUAACACCUUGGGUUCUCCUUCAAUGAGGCAGGGUUACACUCCAGCUCCAGGUGGUCCGUUUUCUGCUCUGACGUCCUCAAUGUGGCCUCAGGAUCUUCUAGCUUCUCUUGCCCUGCCUGAAGAUGCUGGUUGCCAUCCAGACUACAGGUUUGAUGAGUUUGGAUUCAGAGUAGAAGAAGAAGAUGGUCCUGAACAGAGUUCCAGUAAAUUACUGAGUUUACCAUUUGUAGAAGACCCCCAACAUAGACUUCAGUGGAUAGCAUACCUGGAAUUUACACACAACAAUGAAGUUGGAGACUUAACAUGGGAUAGAGUCAAAGCUCAUCUUCCUCGAACUGAAAAAUUGAAAAAUAUGAUUCGACAAGGUAUACCCCACUCUCUGAGACCUCAGUUGUGGUUAAGACUUUCGGGUGGUUUGCAGAAGAGGCUUACUUCAGACCUGACAUACAAAGAUAUUGUGAAAGCGAGUUCUAAUGAUCAUGUAAUGACAUCGAAACAGAUUGAAAAGGACCUUUUACGCACUAUGCCGAGCAAUGUCUGCUUCUCACAUUUACACAGCACGGGUAUUCCUAGGUUGAGGAGGAUAUUGCGUGGUAUGGCAUGGUUGUAUCCAGAUAUAGGUUACUGUCAAGGUACCGGUGUAAUUGCUGCAUCUCUGUUACUUUUCUUGGAGGAAGAAGAUACAUUUUGGUUAAUGUGUACAAUUGUUGAAGACCUAUUGCCUGCCAGCUAUUACUCCAGUACCCUGAUAGGUGUCCAAGCUGAUCAGCGAGUGUUAAGGGCACUUCUUUGCAGUUAUCUACCUGAUCUAGAUUUCGUCUUGAAAGAACAUGAUAUUGAGCUCUCACUCAUCACUCUUCACUGGUUUCUAACCAUAUUUGCCAGUGUUGUGCACACAAAGAUCCUGCUGAGGAUUUGGGAUCUUUUUUUUCUUGAAGGGUCGAUUGUGCUCUUUCAAAUCACAUUGGGUAUGCUCAAACUAAAGGAACCUGAACUCAAGCAGCUUGAAAAUUCAGCUCAGAUCUUUAAUGCAUUGUCAGACAUUCCUGGAGAGGUUGAAGAUGUUGAUCAGUUGUUUGACACAACUUUUCGUCUGGCGUCUGUGCUCUCUGAGGUUGUCAUAGAAACUCACCGGAGAAAACAUCUAGCUUACCUGAUGGCAGAUCAGGGAACUCUUGUGAAUCCAGAAAAUGCUAAAAAUUUGCCAAAGCAGCACUUGAACCGACGUCAGUUACGCAGGUCCCGAUCAAUGGUCCAGCUGAUUCUCUUCGGUGAUGACGACAAUAAAGAUGAUGUUCGAAGUAAGAACAUUCGACAGACAGAAAUUCUAGUGGACUUAAGAGAAGCUAUUCUCCAGGUUGCUCGGCACUUUCAGUCAGUUGAUCCCAAGAUUAAAGUGGUUCUUGUAUCAGACUAUUCUAUGGAGAGCCAUAGCAGGGAUCAUGAGAACUUUGCUAAUGUGUCUCGCAGUCGAAGACGACGAGCUAAAGCGUUACUGGAUUUUGAAAGACAUGAUGAUGAUGAACUUGGUUUCAGGAAAAAUGAUAUUAUAACAAUCAUCAACCAGAAGGAUGAACACUGCUGGAUAGGUGAACUUAAUGGACUUAGAGGCUGGUUUCCUGCCAAGUUUGUUGAACUUUUAGAUGAGAGGAGUAAACAGUAUUCUUGUGCAGGCGAUGACUCUGUAACGGAGGCUAUUACUGACCUUGUACGUGGAACAUUGUGUCCAGCCAUCAAGUCUGUUCUGGAGCAUGGAAUGAAGAGAUCUUACCUUCUUGGUGGUCCUAUUCAUCCAUGGAACUUUAUUGAGGAGGUGGCUAAUACAGAGGUCGAGAAAGAUUUCAACUCUGUUUACUCAAGGCUGGUGCUUUGUAAGACUUUCAGGCUUGACGAAGAUGGCAAAGUUCUAACACCAGAGGAAAUUUUGUACCGGUCUAAUGUUUUUUUUUCCAGCGAACAAGUGCUUCAUCUGUGGUUCGAAGUUCUUUGUUCUUGCAUGCAUGUUGUACAGAAAAUGUACCACACGUGGUCCUUCAUUAAUAGUCCAGGCUGGGUCCAAAUCAAGUGUGAACUAAGGUUGCUUUCACAAUUUGCUUUCAACCUCAGUCCUGAUUGGGAGAUUCCUGUGAAAAGGGAGUUGUCACAACCACUCAAAGAAGGAGUUAGAGACAUGUUAGUCAAACAUCACCUGUUCUCCUGGGACUUGUGACAGUUAAGAAAGAGGGGUAGUUCUGCAGAUGGGAACAGUAGACUAGUCAUUGGUCAGCCACUAACUGACCCCUUUCAGAAAACAGUAAAUGAUAUUGUUGUCAAACAUCACCUGUUCUCCUGGGACUUGUGACGGUUAAGAAAGAGGGGUGGAUCUGCAGAUGGGACCAGUAGACUAGUCAUUGGUCAGCCACCAACUGACCUUUUUCAAGAAACAGUAAAAGAUAUUGUUGUCAAACUUCACCUGUUCUCUUGGGAUUUAUUACAGUUAAGAAAGAGGGGUGGUUCUGCAGAUGGGACCAGUAGACUAGUCAUUGGUCAGCCACCAACUGACCUUUUUCAAGAAACAGUAAAAGAUAUUGUUGUCAAACAUCACCCGUUCUCUUGAAAUUUGUGACAAAAAUUUAAAAUUUUAUAAUACUGGGGUUGGUGUAAGUCAUUAACUAGUCACUCUUGGAUAUGUUUUCAGGUAUUUGAAUUUUGUUGCAACUGUAAUACACAUGUGGGACAAGAGUUUAAGCUGACCACUUGUCACUAGUCAUAUAGUUUCUUUUAUGAGAUGCUGUAUUAGAUAUUGUUAAGCAUGUGUUUCUGUGGGCUUGUUUGUACACAAAGAAACAGAAAACCAAUCAGCAUCAGAUAAUGUUAAAUAGUGUGCCAUUUAUGUUUCUUUUACGAAGUUUUUUCUUCAGAAGUAAGUUUUAUGGAGGCUACAAAGAUAUUAUGGUGUAAUAUGCUAUUUUACUUAUGUCUGUUUAUUGUUGAAGAAUUUAGUGUUCAGUAAUAAUAAUAGGCUAUUAAAUUGUACCCCCCUUUUUUGUGUUAGAUUCUAGUCUGGUUCUACAUCUUUGUUAUGUAAUUUGGUCUCAUCAGAGCAGUUAACCCUAAAUCUGGCUUCCUAUUAACCAGAUCCUUAUCUGUUUUAUUGAUCAUUAGUCUGGUUCUGUAUGGAUACUUAACCAUAAAUCUGGCUUCCUAUUAUACAGAUCCUUAUCUGUCUUAUUGAUCAUUAGUCUGGUUCUGUGCAGAUACUUAACCAUAAACCUGGCUUCCUUAUAUGGAUCAUUAUUAGGUUAUUGAUCAUUAGUCUGGUUCUGUCUUGGCAGUUAACCAUAAACCUGGAUUCCCAUUAUACAGAUUCUUAUCUAUCUGAUCAUUAGUCUAGGCCUAUCUGGAUACUUAACCAUAAACCUAAUCCCAUGUCAGGUAAUUCCCAUUUUGACUUGGCCAGGGUGCUCCAUAGACUAGUGACUUUUAGCAUAGCCUAUUGACCAUCAGCCUUAUUUUUCAUCUAGUAUCGUGCUUUUUCACAACUUCUUGCCAAGUCCAUUUGUGUCUGUUACAUUCUUCAUGUGAUCAGUAUCCUGCAAGCUAGUGAAUUCUGAGUCACAAUGGGCUGGAAACAGAAGAUAGAUACCUUAUACCUAGUGCUUACACUAAUCAGAUUUUUGUGGAAAUUUAGAUGACGAGUAGACAUGAAUGAACUGGUUAUAACUUUAAGGCUUAACAGACCCAAGGCUUCCCAUUGCUUGCAAUUUUUUUUUCAUCAUAUAUUCUGCACAUGUGCAAGAAGAUUAACACUGUUAUUAUGAAUAUAAGAAAUACUAACUCCAGAUAGCCUGGUCAUUUUAGUUUUUGCUACAACUUUUUAGCUUACAUCUUAGUUAGAAACAACCAUGCCGCAAGUCCAUUCCACAGUGGUAGGUUUUAAGUGUCUAAACUUCUACAAUUUCAGUUUAAUAACUUGUACACAAAUUCUAAGUAGAGAUAAACAGCAAUGUUGAGACAAUAGUAUAUUUUCUGUAUUAAUAAUAUUGUCUUAACAGCAUUGUUGAGACAAUAGUAUAUUUUCUGUAUUAACAGUAUUGUCUUAACAGCAUUGUUGAGACAAUAGUAUAUUUUCUGUAUUAACAAUAUUGUCUUAACAUCAUUGUUGAGACAAUAGUAUAUUUUCUGUAUUAACAAUAUUGUCUUAACAGCAUUGUUGAGACAAUAGUAUAUUUUCUGUAUUAACAAUAUUGUCUUAACAGAGUUCUGUUCCACAUUUUUUUGGAAGUCCAAGAAUUGAAGUAGGACACAUUAAGGAGUUAAAAAAUUUGAAUUCCAGUCAAAACUAUUAGAAUGGAUGCUUUGACGUGCAUGUAUUUACUUCAACAAUUGUUAUUUGUGUGUUCAUAUUUGAAUGUGUGAAGCUUCUUUGUGGAGUAGAUGAUAUAAAUCAUGAGUUGUAAGAUAAUUGUUAUAUGUUAAACAGCGAAUAUUAAGGUCGGCACUUUGAUUACGAAAAAGAUGAUGAAGUACGCAUGUACAUUAUUGAAUAAAAUAGUGUGUAUGUGUAUGUAAACUUAAGCUUUAUGACUGAUAAAACAAUUAGAAAAUGGAACAUACAAUCAGUAAUCACUACUUUGCGAAGUUUCUGUUCAGUUAUCAACUGGCUUUUGUUAUACAUAUUGAGCGGCUUAAUUGAUUUGAUGUAAAAUUUGUUUAUGUAACAUGCAUCUGUGGUAAAUCACUAAAACUUCAAAACUUAUGUAAUGUUCUCAAAGUUUAUGUGCAAAGAAAGAACAGGUCAGUGUUGAGUGUCAGUAUAACAAUUGAUAAUUUAUUUUUAUUAUUAUUUUUUAAUAGAAGAAUGGUAAAAUUCAAUUCUGUGAUUAAGUAUCUAGUCAUUUUAGUAAGACUACUGUGUUUGGUACAAGAUAGUAAUGACACUUCCGAUUGUGUGGCCAAGUGUUAAUUCUGUGUAUUUUUUGCUGUGAUUAACUUUAUAGUACUUUUGAUUCUGGCAUCAUGGUGUUUUCGUAUCAUUUUAUAUUGUAUGAAUGAAAACUGGCAAGUUUAUCAAUACUGAGGCUGUCUUGAAGAUGCACAUGUUGUUCAUUUGGUGUGAGCCGUGUAAACAUUUGAAAAAUUGUAUAUUUCAGAAUCAUUGCCUCCGAGUUUUAAAACAAAUAUGCAUUAUAUAUCAAAAUGCAAUGUUGCUUUCAUAUAUAAUUUCUUCAAAUUCAUUGACACGUUAACAAGAUCAUUUGAAACAAUUUUAAUAUCUUUUAUUUUUCUCCGUUAUUUAUGUUUAGAGUCAGCUUAAUCUUCUUUAAGAACGAGGGGGCCAAAUUGGCAAAUAGAAAAGCUAGCAUAUGAUUAAAAAAAAAUCAUUCUGUCUGUCGUGCCCGAUCAUUAGGAUGUAAACAGCAAAUAGUUUGUUCAGAAGAUAAAAGUUAUAGUUACUGACACUGAGGAUUAAAAGAUUUUUUAUUAGUAUACACUAGUUUUCUGCAUACAAUAUUGUUCUUUCUAUACUGUUGUCAGUGGCCACGUAUUAAUUGUAAGAAAAUAAUAUAUACUUCAUAAAUUGUUUGGAGGGGUAUAUGAUUAAUAACUUUGAAACUAAACUUUAUUGUAGAUGAGUCUGUUGGAGAAUACUGGUGAAUUUUGUUUAAAAAUUCUAUCAAACUUCUAAAUUUUUAUCAAGUUAAACUCUUUAAUAACUCUCUUUUUUUGUUUAAUUUUAUGAAAAACUAUUUUUGAUAUACUACAUGGAAAUAGUGACAAAGACUUAUACAAAAAUUCAUAGAGUUUUAUGUAAUUUCCAUAAAGCGUAAUAGUUUGUUUAUCACUUUAUGUUAUCAUAAAAUUUUUCCAACAAUUCUUGUUCCUGAAACGUCACAAAGUGGACACUUAUAGGUUUGGUUACUUUAGUUGUGAACUUGAAUAACCAUGAAUUGCAAUAUUAAUUUAUUAUUAUAAUUAUUGAUAGAAGUAACCACUUAUGUAGUCAAUACUGUUAUAAGUAACAGCUGUGAAUAUUGUACAAAAGUAUUUUUUGCUUGACAGUUACGUAGUGGUUUCUAAUGCUAGAGGAACAUGCUUCAAACUGUCUUGUAGACAAACUUAAGUUAAACUUAACACUAUGAGUCCUAAACACAAGUGGUUUAUUAGAGAAAGUCGCUUUUCAAAAUAUUAUUUGUGGCUAACUAUCUGUCAUACAUACAUACAUGUAACUGAUGGUUGUGUCCCUUGCAAGUUAACAUUUUUCAAAAUAGUUUGUUUUUCAGGGACUAAAAACGACUUUCUGACAUCAUCCUUACUACUGCCCUGAAAUAAGAAUCUUAGUAUUGGAACAAUCGCAUGUGAACCCACAGAGCUUUUCACUAAUCACAAUAUAAAUGCUAAUCUUAACCGUGCUUAGAUAGACGAGGUAAAUAUUUGUCCCAUAUAUAUAUAUAUAUAUAUAAAUAUGUUUUUCUGGAUUUUAAAGGUAAGGAGAUAAAAGGUUAAAUAUUUUGUAUCCAAUCAUCUUAGCAGGAUUUAUAAGGUGUGAACCUCUGUGAAGGUAGUCAUUUCAUUUAUAGAAAUAAAGUACCUGGAUUUACAUUUAAACCUCCUCAUUCUAAUCUUUUUAUCAGAAACCGGGACUUCAUAUGCAUUCACUAAUAGCACCCAGAGUAUCCAUUGGUUGUAAAUACCUUCAAAUGGUUACUCUCUGAGGACUGUAAUAUGUGUAUAGAUUGUUGCAUGAUUAUCAGAGUAAUAAAUGUAAUUACUGCCAGAGAUCUCAAAAAUCAGUAUUUAUAGCUAAUUAAUCAUCCUUGUUGUUAUCUUUUUUUUUUAAGACCGACCUCUUUCAUUUUAGGCUUAAAGCAAAUCUUGUAUGAUUUUUCUCUGGAGGAGCAGAGAUACAUUAUUUGUUUUGUUGAAUGAUGUUAGAAAAACUUGUGUCAAGUGAUACUAACAGGAAUUGUAAGCAGAUUAUCUCCAUAUUUUGUCAAGUGGUACUGACAGGAAUUGUAAGGAGAUUAUUUCUUGUAUCAAGUGGUACUGACAGGAAUUGUAAGGAGAUUAUCUCUUGUGUCAAGUGGUACUAACAGGAAUUGUAAGGAGAUUAUCUCUUGUGUCAAGUGAUACUAACAGGAAUUGUAAGGAGAUUAUCUCCAUAUUUUGUCAAGUGGUACUAACAGGAAUUGUAAGGAGAUUAUCUCCAUAUUUUGUCAAGUGGUACUAACAGGAAUUGUAAGGAGAUUAUCUCUUUUGUCAAGUGGCACUAACAGGAAUUGUAAGGAGAUUAUCUC
This is a messenger RNA of Limulus polyphemus (Atlantic horseshoe crab), 7532 nucleotides long. RefSeq names its product small G protein signaling modulator 3 homolog. The coding region runs from base 122 to 2464 and encodes 780 amino acids. Gene Ontology annotation, molecular function: protein binding. Lineage: Eukaryota; Metazoa; Arthropoda; Merostomata; Xiphosura; Limulidae. The transcript has 19 exons. The record is from RefSeq and is a predicted model, not a curated record.